Molecule: messenger RNA, 1134 nt
Organism: Carlito syrichta (Philippine tarsier)
Lineage: Eukaryota; Metazoa; Chordata; Mammalia; Primates; Tarsiidae
Product: cystathionine beta-synthase
Exons: 10
Coding region: 2-1123 (373 amino acids)
Cellular component (GO): cytoplasm
Molecular function (GO): cystathionine beta-synthase activity; cysteine synthase activity
Source: RefSeq, a predicted model, not a curated record
CAUGCCUUCCGAGACACCCCAGGCAGAAGAGGGGCUUGCAGGGUGCCCCCACCUCUCAGAGGCACACUUGGGGAAAGGGGGCCAGAAGAAGUCACUCUUGGGGGAUAAGGAAGCCAAGGAGCACCUGUGGAUCCGGCCUGAUGCCCCCAGCAGGUGCACCUGGCAGUUGGGCAGGUCUGUUGCCGACUCCCCACAUCACCACGAGGCCCAGACAAAAUCUCCAAAAAUCUUGCCUGAUAUUCUGAAGAAAAUUGGGGACACCCCCAUGGUCAGAAUCAACAAGAUCGGGAAGAAGUUUGGCCUGAAGUGUGAGCUCUUGGCCAAGUGUGAGUUCUUCAAUGCGGGUGGGAGCGUGAAGGACCGCAUAAGCCUGCGCAUGGUUGAGGACGCCGAGCGUGCUGGGACACUGAAGCCAGGGGACACCAUCAUCGAACCAACAUCUGGGAACACAGGAAUUGGGCUGGCACUGGCUGCUGCUGUGAAGGGCUAUCGUUGCCCAGUGCAGGUGGACGUCCUGCGGGCCCUGGGAGCUGAGAUCGUGAGGACACCCACCAACGCCAGGUUCGACUCCCCCGAGUCACACGUGGGGGUGGCAUGGCGGCUGAAGAAUGAGAUCCCCAAUUCUCACAUACUCGACCAGUACCGCAAUGCCAGCAACCCCCUGGCUCACUAUGACACGACCGCCGAGGAGAUCCUGCAACAGUGUGAUGGAAAGCUGGACAUGCUGGUGGCUUCGGCGGGCACAGGGGGCACCAUCACAGGCAUCGCCAGGAAGCUGAAGGAGAAGUGUCCUGGAUGCAGAAUCAUUGGAGUGGAUCCUGAAGGUUCCAUCCUUGCUGAGCCGGAAGAGCUGAACCAGACGGAGCUGACGGCCUACGAGGUGGAGGGGAUCGGCUAUGACUUCAUCCCCACCGUGCUGGACAGGACAGUGGUGGACAAGUGGUUCAAGAGCAAUGAUGAGGAGGCCUUCGCCUUUGCCCGCAUGCUGAUCUCACAGGAAGGACUGCUGUGUGGUGGCAGUGCCGGCAGUGCAGUGUCCGUGGCCGUGAAGGCUGCCCAGGAGCUGCAGGAAGGUCAGCGCUGUGUGGUCAUCCUACCCGACUCAGUGCGGAACUACAUGUAAGAAACCUGUGC